This is a messenger RNA of Oppiella nova, 1845 nucleotides long. NCBI's taxonomy places the organism in Eukaryota, Metazoa, Arthropoda, Arachnida, Sarcoptiformes, Oppiidae. The record is from the annotation of a GenBank genome assembly.
AUGUUUAACGCCAACCUAUUAAUAAUGUAUGGCUUCGACCGGUGCACUGAUGGCGACCAGUCUUUAACACUACUUCAGUACUCUGUAAAGGGUGACCAACUUUUCUGGGAUUACUGUCUAUACCUCAUGAUCUCAUAUUUGGUGCUCAAGUGCUCAGAAUUUGUAAUUCUUAUGAUUAAAGCCAAUAAGGUUUCCAUUAAGCGAUUGUGCGCUAAAAGACGUAAAAAUAAUCAAGAAUUUGAAGUAUUUGGUGAUUUAGACGCAAAUAAUGAUGAUAUCAAUGUGUUAGACAUGGAUGAUAAGAGCCCAGACAUUAAAAAAGAAGUCGCGGAGCCUUUCACUGUAGACUCAAAUAUAAUGAUAGUAUGGGUGGACAUGACGUUUGAGAUACGGCCUAAACCUUGCGCCAAAACACGAGUUAUUUUGAAUAGCAUUAGCGGUGCUAUAGAGUACGGGUCACUCAAUGGACUCAUGGGUCCGAGUGGGUCCGGAAAGACAUCUCUAAUGAGAUGUCUGAAUGGCAGACAGAGUCGGAUGUGGAGCUCCGGUACCCAAGUGUUUGUCAACUCCAGUGAACCCAUUGUCUCGUGUUUUGUCACUCAGAAUACGUGCGAACAUCUGCUCAACGGUCUGACCGCCAAACAGACGCUAAUCUAUGCCUCGAAACUCAAAAAUAGUCGCAAUUUCACGAAAAAUACUUAUCAUUCACUCAUCAAUACUGUCGACGAUUUGAUGGAUGAGCUGAUGAUCAGACACAUUGAGAACACUUCAGUAGAGCUGUGCUCAGGAGGUGAACAGAAACGUCUGGUCAUUGCCUCAGAACUGACAUCUUAUAAGAAACCAAACCUCUUAUGCAUUGAUGAGCCGACCAGUGGCCUGGACUCGGAUGCGGCCGAAGUGGUCAUCAAAUGUCUGAAAGGACUGACCCGUAAGCACAGGAUCUCAAUCAUAGCGUCUAUACAUCAGCCAAACAACGAGUUAUUCCUUAUGUUUGACACAAUCCAUGUGUUGGCGAAGGGAGGGGUCGGCGUGUAUUCCGGUGCUCCCUAUCGGCUGAGACAACGGCUCACGGAUUGCCAACUCGAUUGUCAGGAUUAUGAGGCGCCCAUUGAGAAAGUGCUGAAACACUCGGCACAGGGAGUCAGCGAUGAAUACAUGUCGCGAAUGCAUAGAAAACAACACGAAUUGAGAGAAAAGUUGCUCAGAAUUUGCGAUAAGAAUAAUGAUAUGGUUUUGACGGCCAGUCCUCUGCAAAUGAAAUCCAAAAUAUUUAAUUUCAUAGACUUUUGGUACCUAUUGUUACGAACGAUGCGAAUCCAGUAUUUGUCGCAAUGGAAAGCACUGGUCAUCCAGUUUGCUGUCUGCGUAUUCAUAGCCCUUCCCUUCUCCCGGUCCCUCAACGAGGAUAUGGUGAACCCGGACUCCUGUAUGCCGAUCGCCAACAUUACGGCAGUGGACACCACGUGUCUCAAUGAUCCCGAAGAGUUUUUCCUCGGGGAGAGUCUCUUAUCGCAAAAUGUUAAAUACAAUCUCGUGUUCAUGACUCUCGUCACGUACUUGCAGAUCGUGGUCACCCCUCUCACCUUUACUUCAGAUGUCAACAUAUUCAUCAAUGAACAGAGGAAUGGUUGGUAUAGUAGUGGUGCCUACUAUUGGGCCAAAUCAACGGUAGACAUGUUUCCCGUAAUACUAACUCUACUGCCGUUCAUCGGUAUAAUGAAUAAAUAUAAGUCGAUUACCAAGUUUUUCGCAUACCUGGGCUUUCUAUCCGUGUCCACACUAUGCUCCCAAAAUGUGGGCCAUAUCGCGGGCAUAAUAUUCAGCAAUGAUAGCAAACAGGCCCUG